Messenger RNA from Peromyscus californicus insignis, 8355 nucleotides. RefSeq names its product GA binding protein transcription factor subunit beta 2 (gene Gabpb2). Gene Ontology annotation, biological process: positive regulation of transcription by RNA polymerase II. Bases 426 to 1667 code for a protein of 413 amino acids. Gene Ontology annotation, molecular function: protein binding; transcription cis-regulatory region binding. Lineage: Eukaryota; Metazoa; Chordata; Mammalia; Rodentia; Cricetidae. The record is from RefSeq and is a predicted model, not a curated record. Gene Ontology annotation, cellular component: nucleus. The transcript is spliced from 8 exons.
GAAUGUCUUUAUAUUCAGGCUGUGAUUGGCCAAGUGUCUGGUCAGGCAGGUGUCCGAUUCACGUGCACGUCCAGGAAUAUCCCCAACAGUCUCACCGAGGCUGAGACAAGGAAGCAGAUUCCCCCCGCACCCUAAGGCUAGCCCCGCGGAGAAGCCGUGGUCAGGUAGCGCGCACACUCCAGAGAGACCCACCCGUAACCGAGUUUCCCCGCAGCCCUGCACGCGUUGGCGCCAAAACGAACCAUCUGGGUCCGUCCCCUGCCGGAACUAUGCCUCACGUAAGCCACGUAAUCAAUGAUCCUGCGCCUCGCUAAGUAGUCCCCGUUCAGGAUGCCCUCGGCACACGCUUUUCGAGCUCAAGAGGUCCUCCGUAGGAAGGAAUCGGCCUCAGAGCUACCUGGAUACCGUGGUUCCUAUGCAUAAAGAUGUCUCUGGUGGAUCUGGGGAAGAGGCUGCUAGAAGCUGCAAGGAAAGGCCAAGAUGAUGAAGUGAGGACGCUGAUGGCGAACGGAGCCCCGUUCACCACAGACUGGCUUGGAACAUCGCCUCUUCACCUUGCAGCCCAGUAUGGUCAUUAUUCCACAGCAGAAGUGCUCCUUCGAGCAGGCGUUAGCAGGGAUGCUCGGACCAAGGUGGACAGGACCCCUUUGCAUAUGGCUGCCGCUGACGGACAUGCGCACAUCGUGGAGCUGCUUGUUAGGAGCGGUGCGGAUGUGAAUGCCAAGGACAUGCUGAAGAUGACGGCCUUGCACUGGGCCACAGAGCACCACCACCGAGACGUUGUUGAAUUACUUAUCAAAUAUGGAGCCGAUGUCCACGCUUUUAGCAAAUUUGAUAAGUCUGCCUUUGACAUAGCACUGGAGAAAAACAAUCCUGAGAUUCUGGUCAUCCUUCAGGAAGCAAUGCAGAAUCAGGUGACCAUUACCCCCGAGAGAGCCAACCCAGUGACUAACCCUGUGACUGUGACUGCUCCCUUCAUCUUCACCUCUGGAGACGUUGUCAACCUCGCUAGCUUUGUUUCUUCAGCCAACACCAAAGCAACCUCAGCUAAUUUAGAGGAAAUCGAAGAAGGAAAUUCACUUGACUCCUCGAUCCAGCAAGUGGUGGGGAGUGGAGGCCAGAGGGUCAUCACCAUAGUGACUGAUGGAGUCCCUCUGGGCAAUAUUCAAACCUCAAUCCCUCCUGGAGGCAUUGGCCAGCCCUUCAUUGUAACUAUGCAAGACGGACAGCAAGUUCUGACCGUGCCUGCUGGUCAGGUUGCAGAGGAGACAGUAAUUGAAGAGGAAGAAGAAGAAGACAAGUUGCCACUGGCCAAGAGACCAAGGAUGGCAGAGACGACAGACAGUGUAGAGGAAAGCAAGGAAGGCAGUGAACGAGAGCUUCUGCAGCAGCUGCAGGAGGCCAACCGAAGAGCCCAGGAAUACAGACACCAGCUUCUCAAGAAGGAGCAGGAGGCGGAGCAGUACCGACUCAAGCUGGAGGCUAUGGCCCGGCAGCAGCAGCAGCAACCCAACGGAGUGGAUUUCACCGUGGUGGAGGAGGUAGCGGAAGUGGGUGCUGUCAUAGUGACAGAAGGGGAAGUGGAAGAGAGAGCGGCGGAAGUGAUGAAGUCGGGAAGGACCACAGAGCCUCACGCUAGUGUUUCCAUAGAAACUGUUCCAUCCUAACACGCAAAGGCCACAACUUGCACUCAUUCAUCUUAUCCUUUUUAAGAAGAAAAUACAGAGGGCAAGCAUUGUGUACCAAUUAAGACUGUCCUUAAGAAGGUAACAAUAGCAGGGCCCAGUGCCUGGGCCCAGGAAGGCUGUGUGUGCAGCUGGAAAACUCAACUCAGAGCCACCUUAGGGAUCUAAGGGACCAAAGGACCAGGACCAAAACUCUCAAGUCACAUCAUUGCUUUAAACAGAGUACUGGGCAUUGCGGGUUGAUUUUUUUUUUUUAAAUACUUAACUUUAUAUCAAAAGAUUUUAAAAUAAUACUUGUAAUACAUAUACACCAAGAGCCUUUAAUAAUUAUAACUGAGAUUUUCAAGUGACCUGAAAUUUGCCUUAGAUUUAUGAAACUAAUAUGGUUGUAGGAAGCCCCCUCUUGAGGAGGAGUAAAAGAAACCCUACAUUCCUUUUUUUCCUUUCCUUUUUUUUGGGGGGGUGGGGGGCAUGGCAGGGGGAGGUUUGAGGCAGGGUUUCACUGUGUAGCCCUGGCUGUCCUGGAACCCACUCUGUAGACCAGGCUAGCCUUGAACUCACAGAGCUACCUGCCUCUGCUUCCCCAGUGCUGGGAUUAAAGGCCACCACUGUCUAACUAAAUAUACCAUACAUUGCUAAGAGCAGGCCCACAAGCUGUCCCUAGUUAAUUCACUGAAUUAAUAAGGAAUCUAUAAGCAAGAAUGGUAGUACAUACCUGAAAUGCCAGCAGUCAGGAAGCUGAGACAGAGCUAAUAAGUGUGAGGUCAGCAUAAGCUAAAGAGACUCCUUCAGUGAAAUAGGGCCAGGUGUCGUGGUGAACACCUUCAAUCCCAUCACUCAGGAAGUACAGACAGUCGGAUCUCUGUGAGUUCUAGGCCAGUCUGGUCCAUAUAUCAAGUUUCAGGUCAGCCAAGGCUACAUAGUGAGAACUCGUCUCCAGAUAAGACAAAGCAAAACAGAAUGCGAGAGGAGAGGUGGCUCAGUGGUUAGGAGUAUUGCUGCUCUUCCAGAGAACCUGAGGUCCGCUCCCAGCACCCAUAUCAGGCUGCUCACAACUACAUGUAGUUCCAGCUGCAGGGGAUCAGAUCCCCCUUUCUGGCCUCUGUGAGCACCCACACACUUAUACAUAUAAAUAAAAAUUGAAAAGUUAAGUUAGUUAAAUGCCGAGGUUCACACUUUGGGAACAUGGGGCAGGAAGAUUGCCUUGAGUUUGAAGCCAGCUUGAGCUCCAUAGUGACUUACAGGUCAGCCUGGGCUACAGUGUGGGACCCUAACGCAAGAAGAGAAAAUUAAAUCAAGGGUGGUGGGGUAUACCUCUGCCAGCAGCACUGAGGUGGUAGAGGAAGGUGUAUCUCUGUGAGUUUGAGGCCAGCCUAGUCUACAGAGAGAGUUCUGGGAUAGCCAGGACUACAUACAGAGACCCUGCCUCAAAAAGAAAGUAAGUUAGCAAAGAGAAGCUGACUUGAUUGCCUGAUAAAUUGUAUGUUCAUAGCUUAGACACCAGUUUAAAGAGACAAAAUUCAACCAGGCACAGCAGUGCAUGCCUGUGAUCCCAGCACUUGGGAGGCUGAGACAGGAGGAUCACUGCAAGUUCAAGGCCGGCUUUGGCUACAGUAAGAUUUUUCUAAACAAAACAAAACAAAAAAACACAGCAAAAACUCUGACUGGCCAGACUUGGUGACCUCUCCCCCCUGUACUCAGGAAGCAGAGGCAGGUAGGUCUUUGGGAUUCUAACUAGCCUGGCCCACAUAGGGAGUUCCAGCCAGGGCUACACAGACCCUAACUAACAACAGCCAAAAAUCUGAGGACGUAGCUCAGGGUAGAACAUGGUGCUUAGCGUGCACGGAAGCCCUGGGUUCCUCCUCUACACUGUAUGUACACAACAGAAUGGGGGCAGGAGAGCAAGGAAAAACAGUUGACGUCAGACUCUUAAAUGCUGGAAAAUUGACCUAUGUGGGGGAGUGUACAUGUCGAACCUGUGUCCUCCAGGCUGCGUUUCCUGAGAUGGGGCAGUGGCCAGAACAAGGUCCUGAGAUGGAACCUGUACUGACUGGACUUUAUAAGACUUCAAUCAGGAGGGUCAUUUAUUGUCAAAGCAUAUUGCUUCCAAACACCUGUUUAUAUAAAAUCAAGCUCGAACUCUUUGAAUUCUAUAAAAUGUGAUUGGACAUUCUAUGUCACAAAGGACAUUGGUGCUUUCCUAUAGCACUUUACCUUCUAUGGCCAAAAAAAGGAGUGUGGCAGAGAUGAAGGCCAACGCUGUGUGGGCUUGUUUCUGUUUGAUUUUGGAUGAGUACGUUGCUGCUUUUGUUAAUGUGGGCCAGCAGAGCUCUGCCUUACAGUGUUCAGGACAGGUGACAGAGGGUGCAGGUGUCGUCACUGCCACAGAGCAAGGAGCCACACCCGGGCUCUUGCUGACCUCCUCUCUCGCUUACUCUCUGCUCAAACACUUGUGCAAAGAUCCUCAGUGCUGGGGUGUUGUUGAGGUGGGUCGGGGCAGGUCUCUAGUCUUAACACAGAGUGGUUUAUUGUUUGUAUAGCUGGGCGUCCUGCUCAUGCCUGUAAUCUCAGCACUCACAGAGACCCGGCUGCUUCCCCCCCCCACCAAGGGCUGGGGUCAGAAGUGUGUGCCCCCACUGCCUGGCUGAGACACCUGUCUUAAAGAGAAAAGAAAGGGCCGAGACUAUAGUUCAGGAAGAGCCCUUGCCUGUCAUUUUAUGAAGUCCUAGGUUCAAUCCCCAGGACUGCAAAAAACAAAAUAUUUUUUAAAAAUUUAAACAGCAUGUGAUAGUACAUGUCUGCAAUCUCAGAACUAGGAGAGGGAGGCAGGGGGUGAGAAGAGGAGGGCCAUCCUUGGUUAUUUAUUAAGUCUGAGGCCAGCCCACACCCUGUCUCCCCAAAGGGGGAAAGGUAUCUGAAAUCAGGGAAAAGCUACGUAGACUUGCUUGCUUUGUUGCAAAUUAGAAGGAACCAGAGGGACAUGUGCCAGGUACACAUUGAAUGACUGUCGAGAAUAUGGUUUCCUAACUAGUGAUCAUGAAGAAAGUGGGCAUUUUUAACCUGGAAACAGCUUGACAGGUAACACGGUUCUGUUUACCUUGAUUAGUGGAAUAAUUGUUGCAGUGUUCCAGAGGUGUAGAAUCAUUUUUGGCUGAAAAUAUAAUUCUCUAAAUCAAAGUUAACAAACAGAUUGGACUGUUAGAGGUUUAUAGGCCAAAAUAACUGUUUUGAAAUGAGUCUUGGCUGCUGGCACUUGGACUAGGUCUGCUCUGUGGAUCCGAGCAUCAGGGAUUAUUCUAGCGCCUUGAGAGUGUCUGGAGACAGAGUGGAGGAGGCUGUGUGCAGCUGAGGAUGGGGAGCGCUGUCUGCUUCUUCCUGCUGCUGGCUCUCCUGAGACUCCUGGGGAACGGGGUGCUAGCAGUAAGCUCUCAUGUGUGGCAUUCUAGAGCCUUGGCUAACUGGAGGGAACAAGCUUCUCUUUACAUGGCUUCUGUUUACAUUCUUGGAGCAUAUGUUGACUUAAUUCCUUCCUCCUUUUAAGGGGAUGGGGAUUAACUCUGCAGAGGGUAUCCAUGCCUAACCACCUCAUUACCUUGGUAGUUACUGUGGGCAUGGGAUCUGUCCAUCUAGCCCUCCCUUCCGAGCAGAGCUGCUUCUUUAGGAGGCUGUUUUGUUGCUCCAAGUCGUUUUUGAACAUGACGUCUCUGUUUAUCAUCUCAAAAAGGAAGUAGGCUUUGCGUUUCAGUCACACUGCUGCGAGGCUGCGAGGGUGAGGGAGAGGAUGCUCUCAGUCAGUUAGAAAUGAAGUGUGGAUCCUAGCAUGGGACACACUGAAAUCCCAGCUUGGAGGAGGUUGAAGCAGGAGGCUCAAGAGUUAGAGGCCACACUUAUACGUGACAACACUGUCUCAAAAGAUGGGGCUGAGAAAUGGCUCAGUGGAUAAGAACUCUUGUGAUAUACGAGCAUGAGGGCCCAAAUUCAGAUCCCAGCACCCACUCUAACAAGCCUGGUCCCUGGGCCUCCUGUGACCCUAACCCUCCAGCAGGCCGAGGACAGAGGACCACUGGGGUUUGCUGCCUGCCAGUCUGACCUAAAGGGGAAUUUCAGGUUCAGGUCCUAAAUGAGUACAGCAGAAAGCAGGGAGGAGGAAGAGACCCACCUUCUCUUCUACCCUCCGCACACAGGCAUAGUCACCCGGACACACACAUGCACACACAGCACACUCACACCCAGAGAGUAAGUAAGUAGAAAUUAAGUCCACUAAUGCCACUUCAUGACCUCAGAUAACCUUCUAAGCCAGCCUUCUUUGUUUGUCGGUUUUUUAAGACAGGGCCUCACUCUGUUGCCCAGGUUGGCUUCAGACUCAGGGCAGUCCUCCUGCCUCAGCCUCUUGAGUGCUGAGACUCUAGGUGUGAGCUCCACAUCUGGCUUGGGUCAGUUGAAAGGAUAUACCAUGGAUCUUCUGGGUUAAGAGGGCCCAGCUGAUUUCUAAGGCUGGAUACAUGAGGAUCAAGUGGCAGAUGAGCCGUUUGGGGCUGGAGCUCAGCAGAAGGACACCAGGCUUAGGACUCUACAGGAAAGCUGCUGCAGGAAUUCCAGUGUUAAUUCAGGGAGAUAGACCCGACAUUUGCAUCUUGAUUGUAAGUCUUUCCCCAAAAAAGAGGAAAAAAAAGAAUGUUACAACUUCUGUUCUUCCUGGCUUCAGGGAAAUUCAUGACAAAUGUAUAAAUGUGCCUUCCCCGCUCCUGCCCUGUGGGGGCCUAUUAUUGUAAUGCCAAAGCAGAGCCCUCAUGGCUAACGUAGGAGAAAGUGGCCUUAGGGGUUCUGCUUUGAACUCUGUGCCUUAAGAGACACUCUUUCUCUGUCAGAUGUGUAUUGGCUUUGGUUCUGUCUUUUUUCUAGACAUAAUCUUACUAUGUAGCUCUGGCUGGCGUGGAACUUGCUAUGUAGACCAGGCUGGCCUUGAACUCAUAGAGACCCACUUGCCUCUGCCUCCUGAGUGCCAGGAUUAAAGGCACCUGGCAACAGAUAGUUUUUAUAUCCUUUUGCUGGGUGCAUAUCAGUGUAUAUGUAUGUAAAUACAUAAUGGAUCUUUCCCAGUUUUCUCUCUGAGGUUCAUCUCUAAAUUAUCUGGGAUAACCUGGAUGCUUAUUAAGUACAUAGAUAGGGUUUCUUUGAAUCCUCUUGAUCCAAGGAAACAUUGAAUAAGGAGAAAUAAGGGAGUUGAGGCCCAAGGAGCUGGUCCAUGCUCACGGGGAAGCAAGCAGAUGAGUGCAGACACCAUGGUCAGUGCACAGUGACCAGGAGCAAAGUGAGCUGCCCCCCAUGACCCAGUCAGUGCCUUUUCCUCCCGUUGAAGCUGGCUUGACCAGCCUGGGCUGCACAGUUAGACUUCUGGCAGGAAAGAGCCCAGGUGCGGAGCUGUGGAAACUGGCCCUCUGGACCCCUGCGUCCCAGCCCAGGGUCCCACCUUGGAGAAAGAGCUUGCUCUGAGAAAGCUUGCUCAUAGGACUGUCUCCUAACAUCUGCCACCUCGGGGCUAGAAGAGUUGAGGGAGGCACAAGGGGCACUCUUGUCACAAGUCUAACAAUGAGCAGGAGUCACUCUUUGUCCUAAUUUCUUGGACACUAGCCUGCUGCCCUCUCCUCGUGCAGAUGGAUAAAGUUCAUGUCAAGGCCACCACUAUGCACUUUACGCUCUUACUCCUGGUUUGUUUGGCUUCUUUGAAACAGGGUCUCUUUCUGGCCCAGGCUGACCUGGAACUUACUAUGUAACUCAGCUAGCCUCAGACUCAGCAAUCCUUUUUCCUUGGUCUCCUGUGUCCUGGGAUUACACACAAGUCACCAUGGCAGACCAGCUAACUCCAUUUUAUGUGGUGCCUCUACUCCUUCAAGUUCAGACUAUUUCCUGUCACUUUACUUAACAGGAGACCAAAAGCAAGAAGGACGGCCAUUAGAAUGAAGUAGUCUAACCCUCUGGUGCUGUCCUUCUAAAGGGUUUACCCUCUCUAGGGCUAGGGAGGAAGAUCUUAAACUCUGCAGUGGUAGUUUACCCUCUCUAGGGCUAGGAAGGAAGAUCUUCUUAAACAAUGGAGUGGUAGUUUGGCUUGUUAGGAGCAGGGAACUGUGAUCCUUGUCUUCCCUGCCCUCCCCCACUCGGCGGGCUUCUGCUGCCCACAGCUCCUGUCUUAGGAAGGUUCUGCCAGGCACUGGGACAUAAUUAGUCCGUCAUCUCUAACCUGUGGGGCUCCUCUUUUCCUUCCCUCCUCCUUCCCAACCACACGUUGUCUUCUGAGGUGAUGUGUUGCUGAGAAUUAACCAGGUCAUACUCUGUGUCCCACUUGGUUUCUGACGACUUGCGAUGUUAACUGUUACAGUAGCAACUCUGCUCCCUGGCCUUGCCCAGUGUGUCCUGCCAAGGCCAUGUAGAGGCAGGUGCCCAACAGUGUCCUCUUGUUUUUCAACUUGUCUGGCAGCUUUAUGUACAGUAAAAUUUUAGGGAAACUUAAAUUUUCUUUUUUACUUAGGAAGAAAUAGUGCAUUCUGAUGAGCAAGCUUGUGUGUACAUGUGUAUGGAUGAGCAUUUGUGUACAUAUACCUAUACAGAUCUAUAUUAUAUAUACAGUUUUGUACUAUCAUUUAAAAUAAAGACAUUUCUUAAUAAAAUGUUA